GAACAUACCUAUUCGUGUGAAUGAUAAUUAAAAAAUUUAUGAAAAAUAAAUUCGCAUGUGUGUGAAAUUAAGUGAAUGGUGGUCAUUCUUAUCUUGAGGUCAAGAAUUUGAUAAAAUACGAGUAAAAUAGAAAAACAAAACCCUAAUCAAUAAUAAUAAACUGAUAUCGAAUAAAUUCGUAAUUCGAUUUCGAAUGUUUUGUUACUAAUAACAUUCUUUCGAACAUAGAUCAUUUUGGUUAGUUUUCUUGUAUAAAUUUGUUUCCGCUAAGUUGGAGCCAAGUUAUACAUAAAUAACCUAAACAAUAGAUCAUCAUUCUUAAUCUAAAUAAGCCAAGCUAAGAAGUUUUAAAGACGUAUCCGGUCGGACAGAGUUCAUUGCGGUUCAAAUACUAGAAACAGAAAACAGAGAGACUCAUUAAUUUGUUUCUUUUUAUUCAUGAAGCGACAUCAAACCGAACCAUAAUUGGCAUCCACCACGGUAUAUAGAAAAAUUAGACAAGAGAAUAUUUACGGAAUUGACACGCAAAACGAUUGCGCGCGGUGUGGUUUGUUGGAAUUAUUAUAAAAAUUGAGUAGAGGAACAGAACUUGACGGUGCACAUUUUAUAUCACAAAUAAGGUUUGUUCCUUUUUUAUGCAAAUUCUGAAAAGUUCUGUUUGGGAAAUACAACAAAAUUUUAAAAAAAUGUACAAAAUUGAUGAUGAAUUUCGACCCGGAGGUGGUCGAGUUUUUAUGCGAGCAACUCAAGAAAAUUCCGAACAACGAAGUUCAAGUGCCGGAAGUACAUCAAUAAGAAAAUCAAGCCUUCGCAAAGGACCUGCGAUUACAACGAACAUUGACGAUAGAAAUAUUCGUUUCAAACAUGAAGUUAAACACGAAAAAACAAUUGAAGCUGUUAUCCGAGAUUAUCCGGAUGUUGGUGCUGGCAAUGGAACUGGAUCAAAAAAUUAUCCACCUCCUUCGUCAAGUUCAUCAAUUGAUCGAACUUUAGUUUUGAAGAAUUUCAAUAAUGGAGCUGAUCGUUUUCCUGGUGAUAUACCAAAUGUUGGGAGUGAUGUUAAUUCUUUUCAUUCGAUUAAGAAAAAUAAACGAAUGUCAACGGAAGUAUUGGGAUCGAGUAUGGAAAGAACAAAGUUGUCACAACGUGCUCCUGAUGGACAUCGACGAAUAACAACGCAUAUUGUUAGAAAAGUGACAACAUUAAGUCGAGCUGAGGAAAAGGAACAAGCUCAGAAUUUGUUACAUUCGUCGGGAAAGAGUGUUAAAACUACUGAAAUUGGAUACUAUAAUGCACCGCAAGCAAUUGAACCGAAGCGUCCAAAGAUCUCCGAUAUCGUUGUUGGGAAAGAGGAUAACGUAUCUGCUAGAGAAGCUCUAUUAAGAUGGGCGCGACGUUCAACAGCACGGUAUCCAGGCGUUCGAGUAAAUGAUUUUACUGGCUCGUGGCGUGAUGGGCUGGCGUUCUCUGCCUUGGUGCACCGGAAUCGGCCGGAUCUGCUUGACUGGCGAAAAGCACGAACCGACCGACCAAGGGAACGUCUCGAAUCCGCAUUCAGUAUUGUCGAAAAGGAAUAUGGUGUUACACGUCUGCUUGAUCCUGAAGAUGUUGACACAAACGAACCUGAUGAAAAGUCUCUGAUCACGUACAUAUCUUCAUUGUACGAUGUAUUCCCAGAGCCACCAUCAAUUCAUCCACUUUUCGACAUGGAAUCACAGCGCCGAGUCCACGAAUACCGUGACUUGGCCCAACAAUUCAUCUAUUGGUGCCGCGAGAAGACUGCCUACUUGCAGGAGCGUUCGUUCCCCUCCACUCUAAUCGAAAUGAAACGUUUGCUAAGCGAUCUAAAUCGUUUCCGCACCGACGAAGUUGCCCCACGAAAGCGUGAAAAGACAAAAUUAGUUCAAAUCUACAAAGAAUUGGAACGUUAUUUCGAAAGUAUUGGUGAGAUAGAAGUUGAACCGGAAUUGAGACCGGACUCUAUUGAAAAAGUAUGGUAUCGCUUGCAAACUGCCUUAGCCGAUCGUGAUCAUAUAUUACAACAAGAAGUUGAACGAUUGGAACGUCUGCAAAGACUUGGCGAUAAAGUUCAGCGUGAAAUCAAACAUGUUGAUAUGAAGUUGACAGAUUUGGAAACUCGAAUUAGCGAAGAAAGUCGCCGCAUUGAGAGAUUACAUCCAGUCGAUGCAAAGAAUAUUGUUGAAGCCCUAGAAACGGAAAUUCGACAUUUGGAAGAACCAAUUCAAGAUAUGAAUCAAGAUUGUUUGGUUUUGAAAGAGGGUCGGUAUCCACAAGUGGCUGAUUUGCAUAAGAAAGUUCAGAAAUUACACCAACGAUGGUCGCAGUUGCGUUCAACGUUCCAUUCCACUUUGGUUCAGAAGUUAUCUGGACUAAAGUAUCCCGUCCAUGAAACAACUGUGACGCGUCAAACGCGUAUGGUUGUUGAAUCUAGACAAAUAGACACAAAUCCCUACUUCCGAGACCUGCAAGAAUAUACUGAAUGGUGCCAAAAUAAGUUGAAACAACUCCACACUGCCGACUAUGGAUCUGAUCUAGCAUCGGUUAAAGAAGAACUUGAGCGCCAUCAACAAGAUCACAAGACAAUCGAUCAAUUCCAUUCAAAGAUUCUUCAAGCUGAACGCCAACAAACCAAGUUCACUGGUGAUGAACUCAAUCUAUAUCAACAACGUUUGAAUCAGUUACAGAAGCUUUAUGCUGAUUUGUUGAGUACAUCAACUAAACGUCUUUCUGAUUUGGAUUCAUUGCAACACUUUUUGGCUCAAGCUUCAGCCGAACUCCAAUGGUUGAAUGAAAAAGAACAGGUUGAGAUUACUCGCGAUUGGGCUGAUAAGAAUCUGGAUUUGCCAUCAGUUCAUCGGUAUUAUGAGCGUACAUUUGGAAAUGGAGAAGAAAACCUAAUGUCCGAACUAGAGAAACGUGAAUUACACUUUGGAACGAUCUUAGAUCGUGGCGAAGCAUUACUCAAUCAACAGCACCCCGCAUUGAAAUGCAUCGAAGCACAUUUGAGUGUAUUACAACAGCAAUGGGCAUGGUUGCUCCAAUUGACUUUGUGUUUGGAAGUCCACCUCAAACAUGCAACUGAAUAUCAUCAUUUCUUUGCUGAAAUCAAAGACGCCGAACAAUGGUUGGCGAAGCGUGAUGAAGUACUCAACACCACAUAUUCACAAUCUGACUUUGGUCUAGAUCAAGGUGAGGCACUGCUGCGUGGAAUGCAAGAUCUGCGUGAGGAGUUGAAUGCCUUUGGUGAAACAGUGCAAACACUACAAAAUCGCGCACAAACUAUUGUGCCGUUGAAUAAACGCAAACAACCUGUGAAUAGGCAAUCUCAAGUGCAAGCAAUAUGCGCCUACAAACACCAAGGUCAGCAAGUGAAUGUGGAUAAGGGUGAGACAUGUACUCUAAUUGACAAUUCAGGUCGUGUUAAAUGGCGCGUAAGGAAUAGUCGUAGUGUAGAAGGUUCUAUUCCAAGUGCUUGUUUGCUAUUGCCACCACCUGAUCCAGAAGCCAUUGAGGCUGCAGAUCGUUUGAAGAGACUAUUCGAUCGUUCGGUUGCACUAUGGCAAAAGAAACAUCUCCGUCUACGUCAGAAUAUGAUAUUUGCCACAAUUAAAGUAGUCAAGGGCUGGGACUUUGAUCAAUUUUUGGCAAUGGGACCAGAACAAAGAACAGCCAUUCGGCGGGCAUUGAAUGAUGACGCAGAUAAAUUACUCAGCGAAGGUGAUCCAAAUGAUCCACAAUUGAGGCGAUUAAGACGUGAAAUGGAUGAAGUUAAUCGUCUUUUUGAUGAAUUUGAGAAGCGCGCUAGAGCUGAAGAGGAAAGCAAACAAGCCAGUCGCAUCUUCACUGAAGAAUGCAUAUCCAUCAAAGGCAAACUUGAAGAUAUGGCCCGUGAGCUAGAUCACAUCCUUUCAUCUCCAUUGCCAAGAGAUCUGGAUUCAUUGGAACAUGCUGUCCAAACACACGAAGACUAUCAACGUCGUCUGCGUGUUCUCGAUCCAGAACUUAAGCAUUUGCAAGAAACAUUCCGAACAAUUGCUCUCAAAACACCCGCACUCAAAAAGAGUCUGGAUAAUCUACUAGAAUUGUGGAAAGAAUUAAAUACACAAAGUAAUUUACAUGGUGAUCGAUUGAAACUGCUCGAAGGCUCUCUAGCUGGUCUAGAAGACAACGAACAUGUGAUAUCGGAAUUAGAAAAUGCACUUGCCAAACAUCUGGACUUGCCAUCAUCAGCUGAAGGCUUGCAUAUUGUAUUUAAGCAAUUGACUAAUAUGCAAGAUGUUAUAUCACAACAACAACCCGCCAUGGAUAAAAUGAAUGAUGCUGCUGAUCAAUUAGGACGCAUGGGUGUGCCGACAAGAGUGUUGGGUGAUUUGAAACGAUUGACAUCAAAUGUUGAACGAUUAAAUACCAGGUGGAUAACAGUGUGUACGCAAUUAGCUGAAAGACUGCGAUCAUGCGAAACGGCAAUUGGCCUUUUGAAGAAUCUUCAGGCUGGCAUUCAAGUUGAAGAAACAUGGGUCGAUGGCACCACUGAAAAGCUUUCAGCAAUGCCAACGGCUGCUUCUGCACUUGAACUAGACAACCUUCUUGGUGCUGCAAUCGAACGAAAACCAAAAAUCGAAAAUGUUAAUGUAACCGGAGGACGGUUUAUUCGAGAAGCGAAGAUAUACGAUGGAAAAUGCUUGCAUUUUAUCGACUGGCUUGUUGAAGCUAGACCAUCGUUUUCGCCACCACGACGUGAUUUACGACCUACAGAUGCUGAUCCAGGAGCAACUGUAUAUUAUACACAAUCAUUGGACAAUCUAAAUAAUAAAUAUGAAAGACUGCUUGAAGCUUUAUCACAGAGACUUAAAACUGCAAUUGAAGUUAAUGGAGCCGAUGGAUUGCGUUAUGCCGAAAGUCUACAAAGACCGCUGCGAACAUUUAGAGUGGAAUUCAACUUGGGCGGACCAGCUGGCGAUGGUCUGACAACCCAGGAUGAUGAAUCCUUCUACACAACAUCAUACAGUGCAACAAAAUUCAGCUCAACGUCCAAAGUCACAACGACACGCAACACAACGUCGUCUUCGACAAAUGUUUACGACAGCACAGACCACGUCUAUUCAACAACUAGUCAUGAGAAUAGCCCAACAAAAACAAAUAUUGGCCAAACUCCAAUGCAAUUUAGUGAAAUACGCAGCCUUAAACGAGUUCAACGCAACAAUGAAAAUGUCGGUACAACUGAUUCGAGACAACUACUCGAUAUGCCCGGCAUUGUUGAACCACAUACUGGUAAAAUUUUGACAGUCGGCGAAGCAAUUCAUCUGCGCAUUCUUGAUGUUCGAACUGGAGAAAUUCUCCUAACAGAUGGUAGCCAUGUUAGUUUGGAAGAAGCUGCACGAAGAGGUGCUAUCGACCGCAAUUUGGCUGGCAAUCUCCUUAAGCCCGGUGCCGCAAAGGACUAUAACGGCCGUGAUCUAUCACUAUUGGAAGUGAUACAAAGGGAAAUUCUUGAAGCCGAGAAUGGCUAUGAAAAGGCCGAAAAACGUAUAAAGGUAACUCGUAAUGAUGCUAGUGUAGAUGAUGAUGAUGAGCUUGAUGAAAGUCCAAGAAACAUUGCCGAUGCCAUUUCUGCUGGAAGUGUCGAUGCUAAAACCGGUCUAUAUCAUUCGAAAUCGGGCAAAACUAUAAGUAUUGCUGAAGCCUACGAAAGAGGCUAUCUAAUACGUCACGAAUCGGUAACGAUCAAAUCAAAUGCAUUAUGUCUAUCGGAUGCAAUAUCUCAUGGACUAGUCGAUACAAGUGGCUGGAUAUCGGACAGAAAUUCCGGUGAUAAGUUUAGGCUUGAUUCGGCUAUAGCUAAUCAGUUGAUUGAUCCAAAUGUUCGCGAAAUUGUCGACGCAAAGAAUGAUACAAAGGUGACGCUAAAUGACGCGUUAAAAUUAGAGAUUUUAAAUGCCAAAACAGGUCGAUAUGUCAACCAAGUGACCAAGGAGAAAAUAACCUUUGCCGGAGCAAAGAAUAGACAGUUGAUAGUGAAACCGUUUACACUGAAAGAUGUCUGUGAUUUUAAUUUACUUGACAAAGACGGACGUAUAACAAGUCCAAUGCGUAGGGAAAAGCUAAGUAUAAUGCAGGCAAUGAGCUCAGGUGUUCUUGACGAAAAUAACCUAAAAUGUGUGACCAAACAGAAAGGUGAACUGAUCACCUUGUCUGAAGCUAUUGCCGAUGGUGUGAUAUUACCAUCGGAAUCAAGAUAUCGUGAUUUCGUUACUAGUGAAGUGAUAAAUAUACCGGAGGCGGUAGAACGUGGCCUUAUAAGUUCAGUUGCUCAAAAAUCUAUAUUUAAUAUUGACGGAUUUAAAGAUCCAUAUAGUGGGGAUUUUGUUAGUUUUAAUGAGGCCUUAAGUAAAGAUAUAUUGCGGCGAAAAAACGGUGAGUUCCUUUUAGAUUCGGGCAAAGGUAAUUUCUGUACACUUGAGAUAGGCAUCCGGGAGGGGCUAGUUCGACCAGAAGUGUAUGAAAUGUUUAAUCGUGGUGUAGGGGUUCAUGAUGCCUCAGGAAAAGAGUUGUCGGUUUUAGAUUUAGUUUAUCAUGAACUUAUCGAUCCUAAAACAGGUUAUUUAUUAGAUGGAAAGACAGGAGCUGCUGUAGCGCUUGACACAGCUAUACAACGUAAAUUCAUAACACCAGAAGGGGCCUUACUUCUAAGUAGUCUUUUGAAUAUCACUUUGACCACAGAAACGGUUACCAAGACUAUUAAGCGAUAUGUUACCGUUAGGGCUGGUUCGCAAGAACCCUCACAACAAAUUCCAUUGACAUUCACCGAAGCUGUUCGACUUGGGUACAUCGAUGAAGAUCGUCAGCUAUUCAAAGAUCCAACAACUGAUAAGGUCUAUUCUGUGCAACAAGCUUUGAUUUAUGGUCUUCUUGCACCAGAUAAUGAUGCUGAAAUAAUUCCAGAACAAUCGAGUCGAAAGAAGUCAAAAUCUACAAUCACAAUUGUAACGAAACAAGUUGUUCCCGAGCCAGAUCCGAUAAAUCUGAAGACUCAGGAGUUGUACGAAAAGACUAUUGAUAUUCCAGUAGUUGAUAAUAAAAUGUACACUAGCACCACAUCGUCUUCGAAAAAUGUGGUUUCAGACUUUAUAAAUGCCGAAAGGCGUGGUGGUAUUGAACACCAACAUUCCACGGAAAAGCAGUUGUUGGAAUUACCUCCUGAUGGUUGGUUACUCUCCGAAGCCAUUGCACAAAAACAUUUCGAUCCAGAAACGGGUUUGUUCCUUAUUCCAGGCACUGAUAGGCUUGUUAGCUUCCAAGAAUGCAUUGAAAUGCAAAUAAUAAAUAAAAGUUCUCUCUACAUUAUCGAUCCGAAGAAUGGCAGGAAGAUCACACCGAAUCGUGCUUUUGAAAAGAAAGUUCUAGACGGUACAGGAAAUUACAUUGAUGGUAAUAAGAGUGUGAAUAUGAAAACUGCAAUUGCUGCUGGUAAAAUUGUACUAGAAUAUGCAAUGAGUGUUGAUCAAUCUAAUCAGAGAUUAAUUAAAAUUACCAAGAAGACCGGUCUUCCUGAUUUAGUUGAGGUUUCUUCUCGUUUGGGUGGAACUACACCACAAUUUGUUGAAUUGAAGACGUUAAAACGUGAAGUUCUUAGUCCGGAACCAUUGCAAAUUGCCCCGGGCGCCAUUUAUGAUCCAUCAACUUUGCUUGUUAUAUUUACCCAAAAUGGUCAAACAGAAAAUAUCUUAACUGCAAUCACUCAAGGACUUGUUGAUGAGAAUCUUGUGAAGAUUGUUGAUCCUGAAACACGUGAACCCAUUUCGGUGUUCCAAGCAAUCGAAAGAAGAAUUCUAGAUCCUGCAACUGGAUCGAUACUCGAUUCCUCAGGUCAAUAUGUUGAUCCAAUUUCUGCAGCAAGGCAAGGUUUAUUGAUAGUUUUGGGUGCACCUUUGGUAGCUUCAGAAGGUGCUUUGCAUACUGUACGUUUUGUUGUUGAUCCUCGAACUGGUGAACAAAUUCCAGUUGAAGUUGCCUACGAGCGGGGUAUAGUUUCAAGAGAUCAAUUGUCAUUUGAUUCGAAAACUUCAACUCCAAGUACAAAGAGUCCACAAAGAGAAAAUGUAAUUCCAUUUGGCGCCCAACGUCAGGCUAGUCGAGAUAAAUCUUCUUCCCCUGAGAAGGAAUCAAAAGUUGUCUUACUACAAAAAAUGCGAAAGAGGAUCAUAAAACCUAAAGAUGCUCUUCAAAAGGGUCUUAUUGAUGAACUCACUUGUAAUAUCCUAGAAAAUAAGUCCAACUUUACCAAUACCGACGGUGAAAUUGUAACGAUUUCUGAAGCUUUAGAAUUAGGACUAAUCGAUGGUAGCCAAGGAAAAAUUUUAGACCCACAACGUGGAACUGUUAUGAAUCUAGAACAGGCAGUUCAAAGUGGAGUCCUAGACCCAGAAGGUACAAAUCAACUUCUUAUUCCUCUUGCUGCAAGUUUAUCAGUUCCAAAACUUGAAGAACAAGGUCUUAUCGAUCAAAAUGGAGUUGGUAUAGUUCAUCCAGAAACUGGAGCUCAAUUAUCAAUGAAAGAAGCAAUUAUUUGCGAAGUUUUAGAUGCUCAAUCAAAAUUAGCCAAACCAAAUGAUGUUACAGUUGAAAAAGCUAUAGAAAAGGGUCUAAUUGAUGAUGAUAGAUCUUUGAUUCUUACAAAAGACAAACCAAUGAAUCUUCAUCAAGCAUUGGAUCAGGAAGUUUUCGAUAGGAAAGAAAAUGAUAAAUUUAUAGAAGAUAUUCCACCAGCUGGUAUGACUUUCCCAAUUGCCGUUAAACGUGGUUUAGUUGAUAUAAAGAAUAAGGAAAUUCGUCAUCCUACUACUUUACAAGUGAUGCCAAUUAAAAAAGCUAUCGAUGAUAAUUUCAUUAUGUCGAUACCGUAUCCACCACAUGCAGAUGCCAUUCAAAUCGAAGAAGCUAUUGAAAGAGGCUUAAUCGAUUCGGAGAAAGAAACAAUGACGCAUCCAAAAACUGGUGAAGUUAUAUCAAUCAAGGAAGCCGUUGAAAAGGGUAUUCUGAUUGUUAAACCAAUUCCAGAAUUUGUUGUAUCCCAUUCAACAGGACCAAUAACUUCUGUUACCGAAACCGUUACAUCGGUACACACUGUUACCACUAAGACCAUCGAAUUGAUGCAAGGUUAUGCUUUGAUUUCAAAUAACGAAGUUCAAAAUAUCCUGACUGGAGAAAUUAUGACUGUCGAACAGGCUAAAGAACAAGGAAUUCUGCGGGAAGAAUCAGAAUCGAAGAAUGUGUUGGCUACCAAGCAAAUUAAACAGAACUUCUUGGAAGCAGUUAAACAAGGUUUAGUCGAUGUAGCUGAAGGAACCUACAUGGAUCCUAAUUCUGGAACUAAGAUUCCCCUUCAACAAGCUAUCAGUGAAGGUAUAUUAGAAGUAGAAGCUUGUGAACCAACUGAAGAAGUUAGCGAAACAACCGUAGCAGAUUUCCAAGCGAUUUAUGAUGAAAAAUCACAAAAAUUCCGUGAUCCUAAAAAUCCAAGUCGAUUGGUUAGUUUGAAUGUUGCCAUGCAAGAAGGUAUUGUUGAUCCCAAAGCAUUGGUUUAUGAUAUUCCAUCAGGGAAAGUACAGACUCUUGAAGAUGGUAUUAAAGCUGGUUAUAUCGAUCCAGACACCGGUGCAGUUAAACAACAAUCUGGUUCUUCGAUUAGUAUUACAAAUGCUGCUAAGAUGGGUCUUUUAGCUGUUGUAGGGGCACCAGUUUUAGCUGGAAUGGCAAUAGCCAAUACCAUUAAGAAAGUCACCGAGAAAUCUACUAAAACUCAACAAAAAACUGAAGUUACUACUUUCUUACCACCAUCACCGACUAAGAAAGAACCACCAACAACUAUUAGACAAAGUCCUGAAAAACCUAUUCAAACUGGUGCAAUACCAAAACAAGAUACUAAACAAAAAACUCCAGUUGACGAAAAGCCAUCUGAACCUUUGAAAACCCCCCCACAAGCUGCAAUAAGAAGAGAACAAACACCUCCAACUCCUGCACCGCGUGUUGAAGAAAAACUUAUUAAAAACGGUUCCGAAGACAUAACUAUAUCGAAAUCUGAAACAUCUUCUUUUGUCACUGAAAGCUCAGAAACAACUUACGUUACAUCGACAACUGUACAAAAAUCACAUAUGAAAGUUACAAAUGAAACUGUUUCCAGAGUGGUCAUUGAAGAAAGUUCACCAACUGGAUCGGUAACAAUUGAAGAUGUCGAAAUUCCAAUAUCAGCUGCUUCAGAAAAGCCUGAAGACAAACCAAAAACUGUUAAUCUAACUGAAGAAACCGUCUCAAUUAGUACAACUAAUGUUCCUAUUUCAUCUGUUCCCGUUUCUGAUGUUCCAUCAUCUGAUCCUCAAAGAGUUACUAUUAAUAUUUCAUCGGUAACAUUACCAAAUGAAAAACCCGAACAUGUAACAGAUUCGGUAUCUUCAAAUGGUAUUACAGAGUUUGUAGAAAUAUCUCCUACAUCUUCAACGAGCAGUGUUAUAACUACUGUAACAUCCGUCCGUACGGAAAAAAUGACAUCGGCAACAUCUCAAAGCAGUUCAUUGCAAGUGAUUGAUGAGACUGAACCAAUGAGUCAGGAAUCAGAAAAGAAAGAAACCGUUACUGUGACGAUAAAAGAAGCCACUCCUGAUAGUCCUAAAGAAUUUGUUUCCAAAUUGGACAAAGAAGUUCCUCCACCUUUGCCUAAAGAAGGUCCUCCACAAAUUCCAACAGAAGAAAUUUCGUUACCAAUAUCAACGGAAUUAAAAGUUUCUGAAAAGCCUGCCUCCAAGGAAGCCUCCCCACCAAAAUCAAUAGAAGGUAAAGUUAUAGAAAAACCCGUUGAUAAAGACAACUCAUCCCCAUCUUCAAAUGAAGAUAUACUUCUUGAAAAGUUGACAGAAAAACUUGUCCCCAAGGAAGUCUCACUGCCAAAGUCUCCAGAAGAAAAACCAAUUUCUAAGGAAGCCUCACUUCCAACAUCUGUAGAAGAAACCCUACUUGGAAAACCUGCUGAUAAACCCGUUAUCCAAUCUAAAAUUGAAGAAUUUUUGGUACAAGAAAAAGGAACUGCCCAAGUGUCUGUUACAGAAUCAGCUAAAAUUGGUCAAGUGACUGUGGUCACAACAACUCACAUCAUUGAUCCUGUUCCAACUGAAAAACCUGCAGAAAAACUUGCUUAUGACAGUAUUGAUUCAGCUUCUUCAAUCCAAAGAGCAGAACCAAUCACAAUUGUUCAAGAACCUCAAGACCCCACCAAGUCUAGCGAUGGCAAAAUCUUGGAAGCAGUUGGUGGAGCUGCCAAAACCGGUUUAAUGGCCAUGGUAGGUGCACCAAUUUUAGCUGGAAUGGUUGUAGCAGAUGCAUGUAAGAAAAUUGCUGGUAAUUUAACCGAUAAAAGUGAUUCGAAAACACCUGUCGAAAUAUCAGAAAAGGUUGUUGAAUUGGAAGAAGUCAAACAAGACCGCCCUGUAAUUCCAAAAACUCUACCAAUUGGUGAUGCUAUUUCCCAAAAGAUCAUUUCUCCCAGUGAAUGUAGAAUUAUUGUUGAUGGAGAAGCACAAGCCCAAAAUGUCCAAGAACUAUUAGACGAUGAACAAUUAAGCCCCUUGGAUGAAAUCAAGGUUAUAGAUGAAAAUUUGGUAGUCUUGCAAAAGAUGAAAUAUCUAAUUGAUGUCAAUGAUCCAUUAACCCGCGAAAGACUUAGCGAACUUGGUGUUUACGAUACAGAAAACGAAUACUUUGUUGAUCCAACAACGGGACAAAAGAUCUCCUUCCAAACUCUUGUCUUCGAAAUGAAUAUCUUCAAUCCUGAAACAAUUUUAGUAAAGAAUUUCAAUAAAAAUGAAUAUGAAACCCUCAGCGUUGCCCUUGAACGACCUCUAUUAGAUAAACACACCGGUCAUAUGGUUGAUCCAAAAACUGGUAAGAAAAUUCCCUUCUUUGAAUGCAUUGCUCGCGAAUGGAUAAUUCGAGUUGAGCCUAAAGUCGAAAAAAUUGAACCUAUUGAAAAUGUCAUUGAUCCCGAAACCGGUAUGGUAUUCCUUGAAGAUGGUCAACAAUGUUCAAUUGCAGAAGCCAUCAAUAAUGGUAGAAUUGAUAUACAGUCGAUAUCGGUACGUGAUCCAGUUAGUGGUGAAGUAAUUCCCUUGCGUAUGGCAAUUGAGUUGGGAGUUGUAGACUUGAGGACUGGCACAGUUAUAGACAUACAAACGUUACAAGAAAUUUCCAUGGAAGAAGCAUUCAAGCGUGGUUUCUUAGUGCCUGGUUCAAGGAAACCCAUUUCGCUAGAAGCAGCAGUUCGUAAAGGUCUGUACGAUCCGAAAUCGGGAAAACUCUAUGACAGUGAGUCACAGAAUCAAGUUGAUGUACAGAAAUCUAUUGAAAUUGGUUUGGUUGAUCCGAAAAUUUCUCUCAUUGUUGAUACUUUCAAUAAUAAGACAUUCUCACUUGAUAAUGCUAUUGAAGAUCAGUUGGUAAUCAAAGAGACUGGACAAAUUAAAGAUACUAAAUCGAAUGAACUUGUUUCGUUUGAUGUUGGUAUUGAGAAGAAUUUAGUUCAAACCGAUGAGGUAACAUGGAGUUUGAUUGAUGUUUUACAAAGAGAAUAUUACUCUCCAAAGACUGGAAAAGUUCUAAACCCUGCUACAGCUGAAGAAAUGACUUUGCAAAAGGCUGUUGAUAAGAAGUUUGUUGAACUUGAUUCAUGUCUUAUUAAAGACAGUGAUAAAGAUAUUCUUGUUUCUGCAACUCUUGCAGCUAAAGACGGUCUUCUUGAUACAGUGAAGGGUAAGAUUACCAAGCCUGAUAUGACUCUCGAUCAAGCCUUUGUCAAGGGUUACCUAAUCAGUACAGAAAAACCUUUAUCGUUGGUUGACAGCUUAUUAAGAGGUCUCUACGACCCACAAACCGGCCUCUUCCAUAUCGAAGAGAAGCCCUUAAAUCUUGAAGAAACCAUUGGUGCUAAAUUGAUCAACCCGAACGAAUUAGUUAUUCUAGAUCCAAAAACCAAUUCCAUUAUUUCCACAGCUGAUGCUAUUCAAAUAAAGCUAGUUGAUCCUAUAGCUGGAAUGAUUGUAGAUCCAUUCUCAGGAACUAAACAAACUUUGCUUGAAGCUCUCGACAAUCGAAUACUUAUUCCACAAAAACGUAAACGCAGUCUUCCUGAUGCUGUUUAUCGUGGACUAUACGAUCCGAAAUCCGGACAGUUUAGCAAUACAAUAACACGUGAAAAACUCUCUACUGAAGGUGCUAUUCGUAGGGGAAUACUUGACCCUGAAUCGACUGUUGUUAGUGUUGGUAGCAGUGUUGUACCAUUUGAGAAAGCUGUCGAAUCAGGUACUGUUGAUGGUAAGCGAGGUCAAGUUCUUGAUGCUCAGGGUAAUCUUGUUGAUUUUAAAGAAGCUUUCGAUCGAGGUAUUUUGUUAGAAGUGAAAAAGCCAUUGAGAUUGUUUGAAGCUGUAGUUAAGAAUGUUUAUGAUGAAUUAGAUGGAAAGUUUGUGGACCCUAAGACUGGAGAUAAGCUUUGUUUUGCUGAAGUAAUUGAGGAUAAAUUCAUUGAUAACGAAAGUGUAGAAAUACGAGAUUCCAAGACGGGUAUUUAUAAACCAUUAGAUUUGGUUCAGGCUACUAUGUCAGGUGUGAUUGAUGGUAAGACUGGUAGACUUACGUACAAUAGCCAGAAGAUAACUCUGAAACAUGCAUUUAGUGUGGGAAUAUUGACUGAUAGCCAGGCUCCCAUCAGUGUACAAAGAGCCAUUCAUCAGGGCUUAUUUGACGAUAGAACCGGUAAGCUUCUGGAACCAAAAACCGAGCGUAGAAUAACCUUGCUCGAAGCAAUGAGGAAAUUCAUAGUAAAUCCCCAAUUGCCUUGUUAUUUCGAUGAACAAAAUGAGCAAAUGCUAACCUUGUCUGAAACAUGCCGAGCUGGCCUUGUUGACAGACGUGAGGGAGUUUUCCGUGAGCCAGGUAGCAAUGUUUUCGUAUCUCUAGGUGAGGCCAUGAGCUUAGGUUUGUUGGUUGAUAUUGAAAGUGCAGGUUUCGGUUUGUACGAAACUCUUUCAAUGGGUUUCUAUAGUGUUCAGUCAAAACAAAUUAUUCAUCCAGUUACAGGUAGACAGUUGAGUCUUCGUGAAGCUUGCGUAGAAGAUAUUGUUAGUUUAUCAUCCAGUUUAGUUAAACAUCCUUCGUCAGGAAAGUACGUUCGUUUGAACAGUGCUAUUAGCGAACAAAUUAUUGAUGACCUAGAUGGUAGUUACAAUUUGCCCGAUAAGAAAAUUGACCUUCAAGAAGCUAGAGCUUUGGGUUUGAUAGUGACAAAUAGGAAACUUCUUAGCUUAGAGUUGGCAAUUCGUAUGAAAUUGUUUAAACAAGAAACAGGGCGUUUCACAGAUCCAAUUAGUGGAGAAUACUAUGAUUUGGUAGGAGCUAUUCAAAACGGUCUUAUUGAUCCAUCUACUACGGUCUUCAAAAAUCUAGUUACCGGUGUAGAUGUACCCUUAAAUAUUGCCAUCGAAAAUGGUGACAUAGACAUUACAAAAGGACGUGUUUUAGACCCAAAAUCAAAGACAUCUUAUAACUUUGAUGUAGCAUUUACACGAGGACUUUUACUUACCGUAAACAAACCAAUCACUGAAAGGGCUAUAGUUAAACGCCAUGAUAGCAUUGAAAUGUUGGGACAUUCUCCAGUAAGUGUGGUGAUAACAAAACCACGUGAAAUGACACUUGACGAAGCAAUACGGUAUGGCAUUAUCGAUUCUGAAACAGCAGUUAUUCGUGAUUAUCAGAUAUUUAAAUUUGUCCCGUUGAAACUUGCAAUCGAAAAUGGAACAGUUGAUGUGUUCAAAAAGACUUUAGUCGAUCCGAAGGCAUUAUUCUUUGUAUUCGAUCAAUCAUUAACUGUUUAUCAACGAGAACCAAUAUCAUUUGAUCAAGCUGUCAAUAAUAAAAGUCUUGAUUUAUCUACCGGAAUGCUGACCUAUACACCACCACCUACACAAAACGCCGAUGCAGAGUUGAGCUCUACAGAAGAAAUUGCUGUUUUGACAUUGAGAGAUGCUUCGAGCAAGGGAAUUAUUGAUCCUGAUUCGGCGCUUGUUAAAGAUAUACUUAAAGGCAAGUUAGUCCGAUUGCCAGAAGCUUUCCGUAAAGGUCUUAUGGAUGCAAACAAAGCUAGUGUUCUAGAUACAAAGACCUCGAAAUUGUGUCCUCUGCAACAGGCCUAUGACAAUGGCCUUAUUGUUACACCUAAACGUGCAUUUGGACUUAUCGAAGCUAUCAACUUUAAUCUAUACAACCCAGUUACUGGAUGUAUUGUUGAUCCUUUCCAAUCAAAUCCUGACAUAAUAAAUAGAAAGAAACAAACAAUAGCUGAAGCUAUCACAGUUGGAUUGAUUGAUCCUACAUCGACAGUUGUACGUGAUCCAAGUACAAGUGAAAUUGUUCCACUCAUCGCUAGUAUAAGUAGCGGCCUCAUUGAUCCCGUUGCUGGUCGUCUUAUCGAUCGAAAUGACCCUAAAAUAACCUACGAUCUUGUUAAGGCCAAUGAAAAAGGCUAUCUUCUGCCAGCCGAACAAAGGCAAGCUGUAUUUGAGAAAUUCAAUUUGUGCGAAGAGAAUGUCAAUGAGCUUCUUAAGUGGGUUGCCUCUGUGGAAGGAAAAAUUGCCAAUGUCGGAGGACCUAAGGAAAAAAUCGAUGAACUACGUAAUCAAAUCAAUUCACUCAAGCAAAUCAAAGACGAAAUUGAAAGUCAAUCAAGACCAGUAUCAUCAUGCCUUGAGCAAAUUCGCCAAAUUGUACUCACCGGUGGUGAUGUACUUUCAGCACCAGAAGUUACAACUCUAGAAAAUUCUGGUCGAGAACUUAGAUCACGUGUUGAUCGUGCCAGUGAUCGUACUCAACGUCUAUUAAAACGUUUGGAAUCUGGCCGUGACGAGUUGCACAAACUCCGAUCUGAACUAGAUGUCUUUUCAAGUUGGUUACAAACAGCCAGAAGGACACUGGAAGACAAAGAAAGAUCCUUGUCUGAUUUGGCACGACUCUCAAGUCAAUCAGACUCUAUUCGAGAAUUUGUUAGCGAUGUAAUUGGCCAUCAAGCCGAUUUGAGAUUCAUCACCAUGGCAGCUCAGAAAUUCGUCGAUGAAAGCAAGGAGUUUUUGGUUGUAUUGAAUGAUUUCCGUACAACAUUGCCAGAAAGAUUGCCACAUGUAAUUCCACUAUCAACUGCAGAGAGCCCAAUUCGUGAGGAAGUAUCAUAUGUUUCGGCUCAAUAUAAGGAUCUUAUGCAUCGUGUUAAUGCCUUGUCAGAUCGUCUAUCCGGUUUGGGUGGACGACAACGCGAAUACCAAGAUGCUUUGGAGAAGGUUAAUGAUUGGUUGCGUAGUGUUCAACCACGUGCAUCGCAAAUUCUCAACGACCCAGUUGGUGCUGAUCCACAAACCGUUCAAGAGCAGAUGAACGAGGCAAAGGCCUUGCACAAUGAAUUCAUGUCACAAGGAAGAUUGGUAGAGAAUGCUCAACAAUCAUUGUCAGCUUUGUUGCGCUCACUUGGAGGCCAAUUGAGUCCAACAGAAGUGAAUGCUUUAGAGAUGCCAGUUGAAGAAGUUGUCGACAAAUAUAACCAACUUCUACAAGCUCUAGGUGAUCAUUGCAAACUUCUUGACACUGCUUUAGUCCAAUCACAAGGUGUUCAAGAUGCUUUAGAUAGCCUAGUUGGAUGGGUCAAUCAAGCCGAAGACAAAUUCAAAUUACAAUUCCGUCCAGCAUCUCUGAUCAAAGAACGUCUGCAAGAACAAGUUCGUGAACACAGAUCGCUCCUAUCCGAUCUUCAAUCACAUCAAACUAGCAUUGAUAGUGUAGCUUCUUCUGCACAUCAUUUAAUGAAUACUGCAUCGAAUGCACGAAUUGCCAAGAAGGUUGAAAUCAAACUUAACGAUGUAACGGUUAAAUUUGAGAAAUUACUUGAUAAGGUCGUUAAACGUGGAGAAUUCCUUGAUGAUACUUUCCAACAACUCAACAAAUUCAGUGAAGAAACCACAAAUGUCGAACAAGAGGUGGUCACACUGCAGGAGUCUCUUGAUAGUAGGGAAUUGAGCCAGCUUGGUACUGAAGAUUUAGCUCGCAGAAUGAUUGAACUAUCACGUAGAAAGGAUAAGAUAGCUCCUCUAUUUGAAAACUGUGUCAGUGAUGGCAAAGAAUUGGUUAGUCUUCGUGACGUAACUGACACUGGAGUUGUAAGAGAUCGUGUCAAGGCACUUGAAUCACAAUGGCGAAACUUAGACAUUACUUUGGAAGAAAAAGCCAAGCUUUCUAAGCAAAAAGCUGAACAACAAAUUGCUUAUGAAAGCCUUAAGGAUCAAGUACUUUCGUGGUUGGCAAGCAUUGAAGCCAGAACAAACUCAUUGGCUCCAGUUGCUGUUGAUUUGGAUAUCAUCCGUCAGCAAGCUGAAGAACUCAAACCCAUUGUCAAGGACUACAAAGACUAUGCAUCAACUAUUGAUAAAGUCAACGAUUUGGGUGCCCAAUACGAUGCACUAAUUCGUCCAGAAAGCCCAGGACGUAAACGUUCCGCUUACAGCCCCAUUAAACGCGUAAGUCCACUUCGACGAAUGUCUGGAGAUGCCAGGAGUCCAAGUCCAACUAAGGGAGGUGUUCUGUCGCCACUAUCACCUGGAUCCAGUGGAUUUGGUAGCCGCAGAUCUUCUCAGGAUGGAUUCCAGCUUUCCGAAUUGUCACCGAUUCAACAACAAUUGAGUGAAAUCAAUAACCGUUACAGUCUUAUUGGGGUUCGUUUGAAUGAUCGUCAAAAUGAACUGGACAGUUUAACUGAUGAAAUUAGAAAACACAAUGAUAGUCUAAAGAAUCUAUCAUCAUUCUUGGAUAGAAUUCAAAGGCAAGUGCCCAAGGAUUCAAUUGCCAACAAAGAAGAAGCUGAAAGAAGUACUAAACAAGCCAGGAAGAUUCUCGAGGAUAUGUAUGAAAAACAGAGUUUAUUGGAUUCAACUAAGGCUCAAAUUAAAGAUCUAUUACGUCGCAAACCUGAUGUUCCUGGUGCUGAGCAAUUGCGUCAAGAACACGAUAAUAUUGUUGAAAAGUGGAGGAAUAUCAAUGACCUUUGCAAGAGUCGCAUUAACUUCUCCGAACAAUUGCGUGAUUUCUUAGACACACACGAUAACUUGAAGAAUUGGCUCAACAGCAAGGAACGUAUGUUAACAGUUCUGGGACCAAUUUCAUCCGAUCCCAGAAUGGUUCAAAGCCAAGUACAACAAGUUCAGGUGCUUCGUGAAGAAUUCCGUUCUCAACAACCACAACUAAGCCAUUUGCAAGAAAUCGGACAUGAAGUCCUCGAUCACCUUAAAGAAUCAUCACCUGAAGGACAAGCCGUUGCAAAGAAACUCCAUGAAGUUCAAAGCAAAUGGGAUGAUCUGGUUGGACGUUUAGAUGAACGUGCAAAUAGCUUGGGUGGUGCAGCAGACAGUAGCAAGGAGUUUGAUGCAGCAAUUGGUCGUUUGCGUGACGCCUUGGUAAACAUCAGUGAUAAUUUAGAUGCUCUACCAGUCGAUGGAGAUUCACAAGAGAAUCUACGUAAAAUCGAAAACCUCGAAAGACAGCUUGAAGGUCAAAGACCACUCUUGGCCGAUGCUGAACAAUCAGCUGCAGCUUUGUGCAAUAUCUUGGGAGAUCCAGCUUCACGAGCUGAUGUCAACGGCCGAGUGGCUGCUUUGGAAAAACAAUAUCAAGCUUUGCAAAAGAAAUUGGACACCAAGAAGGCUGAAACCGAAUCGUCACUUAGAGACGGCCGUCAAUUUGCCGAAAGUUGUUCGAAGACACUCGGAUGGUUGUCAGGGGAAUUGGCCAAUCUUACAGAUCGUCUUUUGGUCUCAGCUCACAAGCCAACAUUACAACAUCAAAUCGAUACUCACGAACCAAUUUACCGUGAGGUAAUGGCUCGUGAACAUGAAGUUAUUAUGCUGAUCAAUAAGGGUAAGGAUUUGAACAGCCGCCCUGGAGCAACCCAAGACCGUGGUGUUCAACGUGAUUUGGAACGUAUUCAACAACAAUGGGAUAAGUUGCGUCGUGAUGCUGUUGAUCGUCACACUCGCCUGCAGACUUGUAUGGAACACUGCAAGAAGUAUUCACAGAGCUCAGAAACCUUUUUAUCUUGGUUACGUGGCGCUGAAGACAAACUCGCCGAUCUGAGACCUGGAGUUCUUAAUAAGGCUCAAUUGGAGCUUAGACUUCGUGACUUACAAGCAUUCCGAAGUGAAGUAUGGAAGAAAACUGGAGAAUACGAAAACACCAAAGGCUUGGGUGAUACAUUCCUUGCCAAUUGUGAUGUCGAUAAAGAUCCAAUCAAGGCAGAGCUGCAAGACAUGAAAGAACGAUGGGAGAAACUCAACAACGAUUUGCUUUCACGAGCUCAAGAAAUCGAGACAUGCUCUCGUCGUCUGGGAGAUUUCAAUGAUGAACUAAGAAAUCUCGAUCACUCUGUGGGUCGCUGUGAAGACCGUUUAGCUGCCCAUGAUGCUUUGGGAGGUGCCGCCAAAGAUGCCAAGCUUCUUGAUCGUGUCAAGGCCAUCAAAGAAGAAGUUACUUACCUCAAAAAACCAUUGCAAUCACUACGUGCUAUGGCUAAGGACAUUUCAUCCGAAGCCCGAGCCGCUGGUGGUGAUGCUGAUCACUUAACCGACGAAGUUGACGGUGUUGAUGAUAGAAUCUCAGAGCUUUUGUCACGUUUGAAUGAUCGUUGUGGAGAGCUACAAUCGGCAGCUACAGCUGUAUCCCAAUUCAAUGAACAAGUUAAAAAUUUGGGCGUCGAUUUGACUGAGCUAGAGAAUGUGGUUGAGAAUCUCUCACCACCAGCACGCGAAAUCAAGGUUGUGCAAGCACAAAUCGAUGAAGUAGCUAGCAUCCAAGACAAAUUGGAUCGAAUGGCCGAUCAGUUGGGAGCAGUUGAACGUUCAAGUGAGGUCUUAGUUGAUUCUGGAUUUUCUCCAGACACUGUCCAGACAAGAGAACAAGUUGCUUCUUUGAAGAAGACUUUAGGUCGCUUGGAGAAUCGUACCCGAGAUCACGAAGAUGCCUUGCAAGUUGCACUUAAAGAUCUUACCAAAUUCUAUGACCUUCAAUCGGGUGUUUUGGAAGACAUCAAGGAUAUCAGCGACGAACUUAAGAGAAUGAAGCCAGUCAGCUCCGAACUUGAACAAAUCAGAGUUCAACAAGAAGAUUUUAGACGUUUCCGUGAUCGAAAUGUCGAGCCAUUAAGUCACAAUGUUGACGAAGUCAAUCAAUGUGGCCGAGAUUUGGUUCGAUCUGCUUUAAGUGGUGUUUCUACAAAUGCCAUUGAGAAAGAUUUGGAAAAAUUGAAUGAUCGUUGGAAUGAUUUGAAGGAACGUUUGAAUGAACGUGAUCGACGUUUGGAUGUGGCUCUGUUGCAAUCUGGAAAAUUCCAAGAAGCUUUGGAUGGACUUUCCAAAUGGCUGGGUGAUACAGAAGAAAUGGUUGCCAAUCAAAAACCACCAAGUGCUGAUUAUAAGGUUGUGAAAGCACAACUGCAAGAACAAAAGUUCCUCAAGAAAAUGCUUUUGGAUCGUCAAAAUUCCAUGUCGUCCUUAUUCAAUUUGGGACAAGAAGUUGCUGGCAAUUGUGAUUCAUCGGAAAAGGCUGGAAUCGAACGACAAUUGAAGGAACUUAUGAAUCGUUUCGAUGCAUUAACCGAUUCUGCUCAACAACGUGAAGAAGACCUCGAACAAGCAAUGGAAGUUGCCAAACAUUUCCAUGACAAAUUUACUCCACUUAAUCAAUGGUUAGAUAAUUCAGAACGAGCUAUUAAGAACAUGGAAUUAAUUCCUACAGAUGAAGAAAAAAUUCAACAAAGAAUCCGUGAGCAUGCUAAUUUGCAUGAUGAGAUCAUAACAAAGAAGCCAGACUUUUCCGAAUUGGCUGAUGUUGCUGGUCAACUUAUGCACUUGGUCAGUGAUGAAGAAGCUGUUGGAUUGGGUGAGAAAGUUCGCGUUAUCACCGAAAGGUAUACAACUUUGGUUGAUGCUAGUGAUAAUGUUGGACAGCUUUUGGCUGAAUCAAGACAAGGUUUGAGACAUCUUGUGUUAACCUAUCAAGAUCUGGUUGCAUGGAUGGAAAAUAUGGAGAAACAACUUCAGCGAUUCAGGGUGGUGCCUGUUCAUACAGAAAAACUUCUUGAACAAAUGGAUCAUUUGUUGGAAUUGAAUGAGAGCAUUGCAAAUCAUGCUCCAAAUGUUGAAUCGACUGUUGAUGCUGGUUCCGAACUCAUGAAACACAUUUCCAACGAUGAAGCAUUGCAACUUAAGGACAAACUAGAUUCACUUCAACGUCGUUACGGUGAACUAACUAACAAGGGUGGAGAUCAUCUUAAGAAUGCCCAAAAUGCCUUGCCACUUGUGCAGCAAUUCCAUGACUCACACAACCGUCUUAUUGACUGGAUGCAAGGUGCUGAAAGUGCACUAUCAACAAGUGAACCUCGCCAAAAUGAUAUCUUGAGGCUGGAGGCUGAGUUAGCUGAUAUGCGUCCUGUUUUGGAUACAGUCAAUCUUGUUGGGCCACAAUUGUGUCAAAUUUCUCCUGGAGAAGGCGCUGCCACUAUUGAAAGCUUAGUGACAAGAGACAACCGUCGAUUUGACUCGAUUGUUGAACAAAUCCAACGAAAGGCCGAACGUCUUCAUCUUAGCAACCAGCGUGCUAAGGAAGUCACCGGAGAUAUUGAUGAACUACUUGAAUGGUUCAGAGAUAUGGAUGCCAGUUUACGAGAAGCUGAACUACCUGGAAUGGAACCAAAACUUGUUCGCACACAACUUCAAGAGCACAGAUCAAUUAACGAUGAUAUUUCCAGUCAAAAGGGUCGCGUUCGUGAUGUAACAGCUGGAGCAAAGAAAGUUCUCCGAGAAUCGCCACAAAACGAAAACACUUCAGCAUUGCGUGAGAAGUUGGAAGAUCUCAAAGAAGUUGUUGAUACUGUUGUACAAUUGUGCGGAGAACGUUUGAGUGUCUUGGAACAAGCUCUACCUCUAUCCGAGCACUUUGCUGACUCUCACAAUGGCUUGGUAGUGUGGCUAGAUGACAUGGAACAACAGAUUUCAAUGUUGAGUAUGCCUGCUCUGAGACCAGAUCAAAUCACAGCUCAACAAGACAAGAACGAACGUCUUGUUCAAUCUAUUGCCGAACAUAAACCACUUUUGGAUAAACUAAACAAGACUGGUGAAGCUCUGGGAGCAAUUGUUUCCGAAGAUGAUGGCUCGAAAAUUAAUGAAAUCUUGGAUUCAGACAAUUCUCGUUAUGCUGCACUUCGAACUGAGCUGCGUGAACGUCAACAGGCUCUGGAGAAUGCCCUUCAAGAAUCAAGUCAGUUCUCUGACAAGCUUGAGGGUAUGCUCCGUGCAUUGGCCAACACAGUCGAGCAAGUUAAUCAUCUUGAUGCUGUUUCAGCUUUGCCAGUUAAGAUUCGAGAGCAAAUUGAUGAUAAUUCAGCAAUAGCUGAUGAUUUGGACAAACGUACCGAAGCAUUUGCCGCCGUCCAACGGGCAGCAAAUGAUGUCAUUGCAAAAGCUGGUAACAAAUCUGACCCUGCGGUGCGUGAUAUCAAGAAAAAGCUGGAGAAACUCAAUAGCUUGUGGAAUGAUGUUCAACAAGCUACCAAGAAACGUGGCAAUUCUCUUGAAGAUGUGCUUAAAGUUGCUGAAAAAUUCUGGAAGCAGUUGAAUGCAAUCAUGAAAACGCUGAAGGAUUUGGAAGAAACUCUUUCUUCUCAAGAACCUGCAGCUGCUCAGCCACAAGAUAUUAAGAAACAACAAGUUGCACUUCAAGAAAUUCGUCAUGAAAUUGACCAGACUAAGCCAGAAGUCGAAGAAGUUCGUCGAACUGGUAAUAAUUUGAUGUCAUUAUGUGGUGAGCCAGACAAACCUGAGGUCAAGAAACACAUUGAGGACCUUGACAAUGCUUGGGAUAACAUUACUGCCCUAUAUGCCAGACGUGAAGAAAAUCUUAUCGAUGCCAUGGAGAAAGCAAUGGAAUUCCAUGAGACUCUUCAAAAUCUAUUGAAAUUCUUAACUAAAGCCGAAGAACGUUUUGGUGGCUUGGGACCUGUGGGUUCUGAUAUUGAUGCCGUUAAGAAACAAAUUGAACAAUUGAAGCGUUUCAAGGACGAAGUAGAUCCGCAUAUGGUCGAAGUAGAAGCACUAAAUAGAUCUCUGGAAAGACAAGCAUCCGAAUUGACAGAAAGAACAUCUCCAGAACAAGCAGCAUCGAUCAAAGAGCCAUUGGCAACAGUCAAUCGCCGAUGGGAAAAUCUAUUGCGUGGCAUGGUUGAGCGCCAGAAGCAAUUAGAACAUGCACUUCUUCAUCUUGGACAAUUCCAACAUGCACUGAAUGAAUUGCUUGUAUGGAUUGAUAAAACCGACAAAACUUUGGAUCAACUCAAACCGAUCCCUGGUGAUCCACAAUUACUUGAAGUUGAACUUGCUAAGCUAAAGGUUCUUGCCAAUGAUAUUCAAGCUCAUCAAAGUUCUGUAGAUACCUUAAUUGAUGCCGGACGACGGCUCAUUGAAUCCGAAAAGGGUUCUGUUGAAGCUUCUGCGACACAAGAGAAACUGCGCAAGCUUAACGAUGAAUGGCGUUCAUUGAUUCAAAAAUCUUCAGAUCGCCAGCAUGAGCUUGAGGAAGCUUUACGUGAAGCUCAAGGCUACAUUGCCGAAGUUCAAGACAUCUUAGGAUGGUUGGGUGAUGUAGAUGGUGUCAUUGGAAUGAGUAAACCAGUUGGUGGACUCCCAGAAACCGCUACCGAACAACUUGAAAGGUUUAUGGAAAUCUACAAUGAAUUGGAAGAAAAUCGUGCCAAGGUCGAAACGAUACAAGCUCAAGGCCAAGAUUAUAUCAAGCGUCAGAAUCAAAUGAAAGUACCUUCGAGCAAUCUUCAACACACAUUACGAACACUCAAACAACGCUGGGAUGCAGUACUAUCGCGAGCUUCUGAUAAGAAAAUCAAACUCGAAAUCGCUCUCAAAGAAGCUACUGAGUUCCAUGAUACACUGCAGGCAUUUGUCGAAUGGCUAACUCAAGCUGAGAAACAACUGAGUACUUCGACAGCUGUAUCAAGAGUUCUGGAAACCAUUCAAGCCCAAAUUGAAGAGCACAAAAUACUCCAGAAAGACGUCAGUACUCAUCGUGAAGCUAUGCUUCUGCUAGACAAAAAGGGAACACACCUCAAGUACUUUAGUCAAAAACAAGACGUCAUUUUAAUCAAGAAUCUCCUAGUUUCUGUUCAACAUCGGUGGGAGCGCGUUGUUAGCAAAGCAGCUGAACGCACUCGUGCCCUUGAUCACGGCUAUAAGGAGGCUCGUGAAUUCAAUGACGCCUGGGCUGGUAUGCUUCAAUGGCUACAAGAAGUCGAAGAAAUACUCGAUCGACUUACCGAAGAAGCAGCUGCAUCCAAGGAUCCUCAAAAAAUAAAGAAACACAUUCUAAAAUUGAAAGAAACACAUCGUCAAUUGAAUGGCAAACAACAACAGUAUGAUGGAACAAUGCGUGCUGGAAAGAAUCUCAUGGAUAGAGCACCAAAAUCAGAUGAACCAGUUUUGAAUAAGAUGCUUAUUGAACUUAAAGAGACAUGGACUCGAGUUUGGUCAAAGAGUGUCGAUCGUCAGAGGAAAUUGGAAGAAGCCCUCUUGCUGUCUGGACAGUUCUCUGAAGCUUUGCAAGAACUUUUGGACUGGUUGAAGAAGACAAAAUCUCGCCUAUCCGACAAUGGACCUGUUCAUGGAGACUUUGAGACUGUUAGUGGAUUGUGUGAUCAUCACAAACAUCUUGAGCAAGAUCUUCUCAAGAGACAAGCUCAAAUGCAAGGUGUUAUGAAGUCCGGACGUGAUUUGGAAAAAUCACCUAGCAAUGCCGAUAUUGCCAAAUCUCUUGAUGAAUUACAAUCUCUUUGGGAUGAUGUUAAAGAAUCAACAUCCAAACGUGGUGAUCGAUUGAGACAAGCAUUGAAAGAUGCCGAACGUCUUAAUACUGGUGUGCAAGCACUCUUCGAUUGGUUGGAUCAUGCUGAGAACAAACUUCGUUAUGCCAAAAAUCCACCCGAUGAUGAGAAGAUUGCAAGAGAUUUGCUCGAAAUUCACACAGACUUCAUGAAAGACUUGCGAAAACGUGUUGUUCAGAAGGAAGAGACAUUCACACUUGCCCAAGAGAUUAUUGACAAAGCCUAUCCAGAUGCCAUUCCAAUCAUUAAGAAUUGGUUGCAAAUUAUUCAAACCCGCUGGGAUGAAAUCUCCCAAUGGGCGGUUAAUCGCGAAGCAAAACUUGAACAACAUUUGCAAUCGCUCAAGGAUCUGGAUGAGAAUAUUGAAGAUCUCUUGGCAUGGUUGAAUGGUCUCGAGUCUACAUUGCUUAAUCUGGAACGAGAACCAUUACCAGAAGAAAUUCCACCAUUGGAAAAACUCAUCGAAGAUCACAAAGAAUUCAUGGAAAAUACUGCACGUCGUCAGCUUGAGGUGGACAGAGCAUGCAAACCUAAACAACUGCCUCCUGGAAGCCGAGACGUUCGCAAAAUGUCACGCAAUGCAAAGACACCAGUUCGAGGAUCAACGCACGAUCUACGCGAACAAUCUCCAGAUGCCGGCGCAAUGAGACGGCAAAGCUUCAAGGGCUCUCGUGAUCAAGGCUUAAACAUGCGCAAGCAAAGUCGUGUGACACCAAGUCGUGAGACACCCGAUAGAGAUCGCUUGCCUCACUACGGUCCAAGAUUUUCACCAAGUCAUGUGCCUGAAGCAGAAUUCCGUUCGCCAAGAGCAAAACUUCUAUGGGACAAGUGGCGUCACGUGUGGUUGUUGGCGUGGGAACGUCAACGUCGUCUACACGAACAUCUCGUUUAUCUACAAGAUGUUGAACGAGUUCGCCGCUUCAGCUGGGAUGAUUGGAGGAAGAGGUUCCUUAAGUACAUGAACCACAAGAAAUCAAGGUUAACAGAUCUCUUCAGAAAAAUGGACAAGGACAACAAUGGUUUGAUACCACGUGAGGUGUUUAUUGAUGGAAUUCUUAGCACCAAAUUUGACACAUCUCGAAUGGAAAUGGGUGCUGUAGCAGAUUUAUUCGAUCGCAAUGGAGAAGGACUCAUCGAUUGGCAGGAAUUUAUUGCGGCACUUCGACCAGACUGGCAAGAGCGUAAACCAGCAAAUGACUCUGAUAAGAUUCAUGACGAAGUUAAACGAUUGGUUAUGCUUUGCACGUGUCGACAAAAAUUCCGUGUUUUCCAAGUCGGCGAAGGCAAGUACAGGUUUGGCGAUUCGCAGAAACUACGACUCGUCCGCAUCCUUCGUAGCACUGUGAUGGUGCGCGUUGGAGGUGGUUGGGUAGCAUUGGAUGAGUUCUUACAAAAGAAUGAUCCUUGUCGAGUGGCGUUAGUUUUACCAAUUCCAAAUCCAAAUGAUCCUAAACAACAUGAAGCGUGUUGUGUUUUACAUAAAUUUACUUACGAUCAAAUUAUGGCCAUUCAACAACAAAAUGCUAAGGGACGCACUAACAUUGAGCUGCGAGAACAAUUUAUUUUGGCCGAUGGAGUAUCACAAAGUAUGGCGGCAUUUACACCGCGCCGAUCAACGCCAACUUCUACCACCCCGAAUGGAUCUGGUACACCCGCAUACAUGAGCGGCCAAGGUCCCAUCAUGAAGGUACGAGAACGAUCUAUACGUUCAAUACCAAUGUCAAGACCUUCACGAUCAUCACUGUCAGCCUCAACUCCCGACUCACUUAGUGACAAUGAGGGCGGUCUGACAGGACCAUCUGGAAGAUAUACACCACAAAGAAAAGUAUCUUAUGCACCUCGAACGGGUAUGACACCGGGCGGAUCAAGAGCUGGAUCGAAGCCUAAUUCUAGACCUGCAAGUCGGCAGGGAUCGAAACCACCAUCAAGGCAUGGAUCAACUCUAUCAUUAGAUAGCACAGACGAAGCAACCCCAUCACGCAUUCCACAACGCAGACAGCCCGUAGCUUCAUCUACACCUACUUCAACCGCACAACGUCCAUCAAGAUUAUCAGUUACGCCAGCAACAUCGAGAACGAAUGGUACAUCCACUUUAACUCGUAAAACUGCAUCUGGUUCAGCAAGUCCCGCUCCUACAAGCAAUGGUGGAAUGAGUAGAUCCUCUAGCAUACCAACAUUAACCGGCUUUGGCUUCCGAUAUAGCCGCCCCUCAAGGAUUCCAAUAAGGCAGGUAUCGACAGACAAGUCAUUUCCCUCGCCAUCCAGUAAUUCUAGUUCGACAACAAACAGUUAUAAUUUAAGCAGUUUGGGGAGAAAUCUCAGUGGCAGUUCAACGCCAUCGGGAAUGCAGACCCCAAGAAAAGGAUCAACAGAUCCAGCAUCUGCAAGUGCAAGAGCAGCUGCCGAAGCAAGAAAAUCACGUGGUACAACCCCAAUAAAUCAGCGAGAACCAUUUAGACUUUGAAUGUAGUUAACAAAUUAAUCAACUACUUAAAAAAAAAAAAUAAAAAACAAAAAAAAAGCUCAAAUAACUCAAUGCAAAAAAAAAUAUUGCAUAUUUAAGUUUUCAAAAUUACAAUUCACCGUUCGCCGACUUAAUUUAUACUCUCAGUAUCUUAUUCAAAUUGGUUUUGAUUUGAAUUUAAGUACCGCUACAUUAAUUUUUGUUUACAAAAACACAUUUAUAACAAAAACAAAAAAUACAUCUGGAAAAAUUCCAAGCUUACGCUAAUUUAUCUAAAUAAUUAACUAACGAAACUACAUAAGAUUGAAAAUACACAAAAAAAAAACAAAAAAAAAACUAAGAAAAGACAAAGCAAAAAAACAUUCAUGAAUUAAAAAAAACAAAAAAAAAUAUGCCUCUGUUGUAUAUAAUAAUUAGAUAAUUCCAUUGCAUAAAAAAAAAAUACUUUAAAACUUAUUAAGGUUAAACAUUGUAAUCGUUUUUUAUACAUUUUCUUACAUAUAAUUAUUGUAUAUGUAAUAUUUAAAGUAGAGAGAAAAAAAAGAAAGAAAGAGAGUCGCACAUUGUAUUUCCCUUGCAUGAAUGAAAUCGCCAGUUUGUUUGUGCGAUGGAAAUAAAUGUGUUGUCCGCCGAAAUAUUCGAAAGAAAAUUAUAAACAAAACAAAAAACAAAAAAAAAAAAUGAAUAACAAAUUUACUAAUCA
Episyrphus balteatus (marmalade hoverfly) is the source of this 28197-nucleotide messenger RNA. It is a transcript of the gene shot, whose product is annotated as dystonin. The coding region runs from base 636 to 27494 and encodes 8952 amino acids. Gene Ontology annotation, biological process: wound healing; intermediate filament cytoskeleton organization. Gene Ontology annotation, molecular function: microtubule binding; structural molecule activity; calcium ion binding. The transcript is spliced from 32 exons. Lineage: Eukaryota; Metazoa; Arthropoda; Insecta; Diptera; Syrphidae. The record is from RefSeq and is a predicted model, not a curated record. Gene Ontology annotation, cellular component: membrane; cytoskeleton; cytoplasm.